AUGUCUUGGAAAAAGGAUAUUGAUUGUUGCUCUUGGGAUGGGGUCGCAUGUGAUUUAGUGACUGGUCAUGUGAUUGGGCUCGACCUUAGUUGUAGUUGGCUUUAUGGAAACAUCCCUUCAAACACUAGCCUUUUUCUUCUUCCUCAAUUGAAAAAACUCAAUCUAGCUUUCAAUAAUUUUAAACUCUCUAAAAUUUCCCCUGAUUUUGGUCGAAUAACCAGUUUGACACACCUGAAUCUCUCAUUUUCAAACUUUAGUGGUCAUAUUCCAUUUGAAAUCUCACAUUUGUCAAAAUUGGUUACACUAGAUUUCUCCUCAUACUAUUUUGAGAUUGACAGAUUUUCAGUCAGAAUUGAAAGACCAGUUUUUGAAAGGCUAGUUCAGAAUUUGACGAUGUUAAAAGACCUUGUUCUUAAUUGUGUGGACAUGUCCUCCAUCGUGCCUAGUUCGAUGAAGAAUCUAUCUUCCUCUCUAACUUAUCUAAGUCUAUGGUAUUGUAAAUUGCAAGGGAACUUUCCAGUUGAUGUCUUUCGCCUACCAAAUCUGCAGAUCCUUCGGUUAGCAGGUAACUUCAACUUGACUGGUCAUCUUCCCAAAGGUAAUUGGAGUACACCACUUAAGUCUUUGUAUGUCUCCGACAUGUGCAUGUUUGAACAGUUACCGAACUCAAUCAGCAAUCUCUUGUACUUGAGGGAAUUGUCUCUUGAGAAUUGCACUCUACAAGGAUCAGUUCCUACAAUACUUGGAAACCUUACACAACUUACAUCUUUGAGUCUCUCAUAUAACAAAUUCAAUGGUCAAAUACCAUCAUUUCUUUCAAAUCUUGCCAAUCUACUGGAUUUAUCUCUUUCGUACAAUAAUUUUAUUGGUCAAUUUCCUGAAUUUUUUUUCAACUUAACACAACUUCAGUUUUUAGGCUUGUCAAGUAAUCAACUCAUUGGCCCAAUACCAUCAUUUCUUUCAAACCUUACCAAUCUUCAUUUUUUAGAUCUUUGGAACAAUAGUUUUAUUAGUCAAUUUCCUGAAUUUUUUUUCAACUUAACACAACUUCGGUUUUUAGACUUGUCAAGUAAUCAACUCACUGGCCCAAUUCCAGUUUGUUUUGUUAACUCAUCGCAUCUUUCUUAUCUCUACUUGUCAAGUAAUCAAUUAACUGGUCCAAUCCCAAGUUCAAUCUCUGAACUUGUGAGUCUAAAAUACCUUGAUCUUUCUUCAAAUAGUUUAAGUGGUAUUACAGAGUUUCACAUGUUUUCAAAGCUCAAAAACCUUUGGUACCUUGAUCUUUCUCAUAACAAUUUGUCUGUGAUCACUACCGGAUUCAAUGUCAACUCAUCAUUUCCUCAACUUGAAUCUUUGUAUUUAUCUGCUUGCAACAUCAGUGAAUUCCCAGGUUUCUUAAGAAGACUAGAUCAUUUGUCUCAGCUAGAUCUUUCUGAAAAUAAAAUCCAUGGUCACAUACCAAACUGGAUGUUAGAGAUUGGAAAGGAUACUCUAUCCUGGCUAAAUCUUUCCCACAACUCUCUCACAGGCACAAUCCAGCUUCCAUGGAAAAAUCUUCAAUAUCUAGACCUUCAUUCUAACAUGCUCCAGGGAUCGCUUCCAAUUUCACAGCCUUACUUGAGAUUAAUUUCACUGUCAAACAACAAUUUGACUGGGGAGAUACCAGACUUGAUCUGUAGUAUGAGCUUCAUUAAGAUUUUAGAUCUAUCAAAUAACAGUUUAUCUGGUAACAUUCCAGAAUGCAUAGGAAAUUUCAGUAGUCUUCAUGUGUUAGAUCUACGGAAGAAUAGAUUUAAUGGCUCCAUUCCAAGAACAUUUGCAAGGGGAAACAACUAUAGGACCCUUAACUUCAAUAGCAAUGAAUUGAAAGGGUCAAUUCCACAAUCAUUGAUCAACUGUUCAAAGCUGGAAGUUCUUGAUCUUGGAAACAACAAGAUAAAUGACAUAUUCCCAUAUUGGUUGGGAAAUCUUCCAGAGCUACAAGUGUUGGUUCUUCGUUCCAACAAAUUGUACGGUUCUAAUUGGGGUUGUUCUAAGACCAAAAAUUGUUUUCCUAAGUUGAGAAUCUUUGAUCUCUCAAACAACACAAUUAGUGGUUCCUUGCCAGCCAGGUAUUUCAAAAAUCUUAAUGCCAUGAUGGACUUUGGUGAAGCUGAGAGAAGGUUGCAAUACAUGGGUGAGAAUUAUUAUCAAGAUUCUGUGAUGGUAACUUGGAAAGGAUUUGACUAUCAACUAGUGAAAAUUAUCACUGUUUUCACUACCAUUGAUUUCUCAAAUAAUCAUUUUCAUGGAGAGAUUCCAAAAGUAAUUGGGAAGCUUCAUGCUCUUCGUCUUCUCAAUCUUUCUCAAAACAACCUAAUAGGUUGUAUCCCACCAUCUAUUGGGAAUAUGAGUGAUCUGGAAUCCUUAGACCUUUCUUCAAAUAAGUUGGUCGGGAAAAUUCCUGGGCAAUUGACCAAAUUGAAUUUUCUUGGAUUUCUGAAUUUGUCAAAAAAUCAUCUCAGCGGACCCAUACCUCGAGACAACCACUUUGAUACCUUCCCAAACAAUUCAUAUGAUGGGAAUUUGGCAUUAUGUGGAUUUCCUUUGUCAAACACAUGUGAAACUUAUAAGAAGAUAGCACAACUACUCUUAAAAUCAGAUGAUGGUGAAUCUUCAAAUGGUUUUGGUUGGAAAGCAGUGUUGAUUGGCUACGGAUGUGGAAUGGUGUUAGGAGUUACGAAGGGAUAUCUUGUGUUCUCAACAAGAAAGCCUCUAUGGGUUAUAAGGAUUGUUGAAGGAAGACAACCUGGAAAGGGGAGAAGGCUAUACAACAAACGUGGAAGAAGCACUUAG
Mangifera indica (mango) is the source of this 2835-nucleotide messenger RNA. RefSeq names its product receptor-like protein 6. The coding region runs from base 1 to 2835 and encodes 944 amino acids. The transcript has a single exon. NCBI's taxonomy places the organism in Eukaryota, Viridiplantae, Streptophyta, Magnoliopsida, Sapindales, Anacardiaceae. Gene Ontology annotation, molecular function: protein binding. The record is from RefSeq and is a predicted model, not a curated record.